AUGAGCAGAGUCCUUUUGACCGGAGGUAGCGGCUUCGUUGCGGCUCAUGUCGUAAAGACCCUUUUGGAGAGAGGACACACUGUGGUCACGACGGUCAGGUCCAAGACCAAAGGUGAUCAGAUCCUUGCUGCUCACAGCGGCUACCAGCCGGCAAGGCUGUCAUACGUUAUUGUGAGCGACAUUGCCAGCAGAGGCGCAUUCGACAAGGCAGUUCAAUCUGAACCGCCAUUUGACUAUGUCAUUCACACAGCUUCACCUUUCCACGACAACUGGCAAGAUCCCGUGAAAGAUGUGCUGAACCCUGCCAUCGACGGAACCACGGGCAUACUCAAAGCGAUCCAGAAGUACGCGCCCCAGGUGAAGCGGGUGGUCUUGACUUCAUCAUUUGCAGCCAUUGUGAACACUGCGUCGCCGCCCAAGGUCUACGAUGAGUCGUCAUGGAACCCAAUUACCUGGAAUGAGGCCAUUGCGGAGCGCUCACUGGUGUAUCGUGGUAGCAAGAAACUGGCCGAGGAGGCAGCAUGGAAGUUCAUGGAGGAUGAAACACCGAUAUUUGACCUGGUUACCAUGAACCCGCCUCUGGUGUAUGGCCCUAUUGCCCACCAUCUUGAGAACCCGGGUAGCCUUAACACCUCAAAUACACGGAUUCGUGACUUCGUCCAGGGCAAGGUCACAACCAAUGAGCUGCCACCCACAGGCACGUACCUGUUCGUUGACGUGCGAGAUCUCGCACUGGCACAUGUGAGAGCCAUCGAAGUGCCUGAGGCGGGAGGCAAGCGUUUCUUCAUGGUUGGCGGGCAUUGCUCGCACAAGCGAAUCAUGGAUGCUAUAAGGGAGACGCACCCGGAGCUCGAAUCCAAGCUGCCCAAGGACCCCAUCGAUGACUUUCCUGUGGAUGUGUACGGGUACGAUAACUCGAGGGCGCGGGAGGUGCUAGGGAUGCAGUUCCGGUCGCUUCGAGAGUGUAUUGGUGACACAACGACCUCCCUAAUGAAGGCGAUAGAACAAGAUCAAUAG
Ilyonectria robusta is the source of this 1017-nucleotide messenger RNA. RefSeq lists its product as uncharacterized. Gene Ontology annotation, molecular function: oxidoreductase activity, acting on the CH-OH group of donors, NAD or NADP as acceptor. Lineage: Eukaryota; Fungi; Ascomycota; Sordariomycetes; Hypocreales; Nectriaceae. Bases 1 to 1017 code for a protein of 338 amino acids. The transcript is spliced from 5 exons. The record is from RefSeq and is a predicted model, not a curated record.